UGACGCGCUGCCAUGGUAACGACCAAUCAGCCGGUCGUUACCUGGGCCGACCUGGAGAAGGGACGGCUGUGAGGGCAGCUCAGCAGGUGUCUCCCCCGCAUUCAGGCACCACCCGGUGGGUCCAUCUAUGUGGAUUCGCUGGAAUGUCAACGAGAAGGAAAAACGUGACUGAUGACGUGAUUACCCAUACUUCUCCUCCUCUGAGCUUUCUGCAGUCCAAGAUGAGCAGCAGGAGUGGACCAGGGCUCCGAAGAAGGGGAAGCAGGGAGGAUUUAUUAUGGAUUGGCUGGCUCUCUAAUCCCACCAUGAGGCCAUUCGAGGAACAGGUCGAGGACGAAAUCCAAGAAGUAAGGACAAUUAUCAAACCAAUUGUGGACGCGGAAAAUGGCUUAAUCAAGGACCUGGAGCGCUUCCUGGGUCGACGGGCAGUAACGGAGCAGCGACGGAGGGAACUCCUCCACAAACGCUGGACGGAGCGAGUGUGGCUGCCCAUCCAGCGCAGGGUGGAGGAUUUCUCCCGACUGUGCGUCCACGAGGGGGACAGGAUGCGCUGUUUGAACGCGGACUACAUCCGUCACUGCAAUGCCAAGGGCUUUGUGUCCCUAGACUGUUAUGAUCCCCAGGAGUACGACCCAUUCCUCCUCAGCAUCACAAGACCCCUCGACUGCUACAAGCUCCAAAUGCCCGUGUUAAAGGACCCGCUGUUGAUGGACUCUCGUGAAAGGAUCAGGGAGAAGAGAGCAGUCGUCUCUUGUAAAACAGGUCGCUCGCACACACGGGAGGAAGUGAAGGAGCUUCUAUCCCGUUUUAGUCCAGCUGCAGGGAAGCCCCCUCAGACCGCCCCGACUCAGACCUUUGCAUCUGCUUACCUCACCUCCAUCUCCACCACUAGAGAGACUCCGUUGGAGAGAGGGACCAAGUCCUCUCACAGGCCAAAUGUAAUGCCCUACCAGAUCGAAGCAACCAGUUUGGCUGAUGGAAAAUGCUAUGAAGCCCGCUGUUGGUCAAGAAGAAGAUGAUGGCGACUACAGCUGCUACCACAACCUCUCUGCUUCCAUCCGUACCGACUCACCCGUACCACAGAUAGGCCUGUGGACUCCAGCUUUUUUGCCAUAAACUCACUUGCGUAAACUCCCAGUUUGUAGCCUGCCUCUGUGACAGCGCAUCAAGGAGACCACUGAUUAGCCGUACCUGCUCAUCACUGUCUUGUUCCUUAUGAUGCUUAGUCCUUUCGGGUCGUGAGGAAAUGGUCACUUUUUGUGUCGUCAUUUCCGGGCUAUUACCGUCGGGGACAAAGAGGGGCACAUGGGACAACAAUAUUUUUAUUAGAUAUAUUUUGUCAAAAUAUGUAAACUAUAAUCUUUUCAUAAAUGUCAUGUCAAAAUGA
Molecule: messenger RNA, 1387 nt
Organism: Gadus morhua (Atlantic cod)
Lineage: Eukaryota; Metazoa; Chordata; Actinopteri; Gadiformes; Gadidae
Gene: fam228a
Product: family with sequence similarity 228 member A
Exons: 9
Coding region: 144-1019 (291 amino acids)
Source: RefSeq, a predicted model, not a curated record